This is a messenger RNA of Mus musculus (house mouse), 7942 nucleotides long. It is a transcript of the gene Map4k3, whose product is annotated as mitogen-activated protein kinase kinase kinase kinase 3. Gene Ontology annotation, molecular function: protein serine kinase activity; MAP kinase kinase kinase kinase activity; protein serine/threonine kinase activity. The record is from RefSeq and is a predicted model, not a curated record. Gene Ontology annotation, biological process: MAPK cascade. The coding region runs from base 3801 to 6608 and encodes 935 amino acids. The transcript is spliced from 36 exons. NCBI's taxonomy places the organism in Eukaryota, Metazoa, Chordata, Mammalia, Rodentia, Muridae.
CUGGUACGGUGAUCAGGAAAUUUCUAAGACAGGACCCCAGAAGAGCCUGGCUACUAGUCUGGAUAUGCUGGCGAUGACACAUGUUGCACAGGGCAGCUUUUUCACAUAGCCCUGCUAUGUGCUGCUUACAAAGAUAGCGAUUUAAGAGCCUGAGGCUGCUGGAGGACACCAUCUCCCCUUCUUUGCCUCACUACCCUCAAUACAUUCUUCAAAAUUCAAUUUUAGCAUCAGUCCCCAACCUUCCAGAGUGUAUUUAUGCUGGUCCCCUGUGCUUCUAUGCUUCUGGUUGUUUUUUGUUUUUCUAUGGCUGUAUACUGUAUGGCAAGCAUAUACCACCUUAUUACCCCCACCUUCCCUUUUCUUGCCCCUCCCCUUCCUAAUCCUCUACUUUCCCCUAGACAACUUCACUUCCACUUUCAUUUAAUAAAUACACACGAUUUUCUGUGACUAUAUAUAAUGCAGGAACUACAAACAAGAGAACAUAUACUGUCUGCCUGAGACUGGCUUUCUGUCUCCAGUUUAUCUAUUUUCCCCACAAAUGACAUUAACUUCAGUCUUCAUUAUGGCUGAAACCAAUUCAAUUGUGUAUAUAGGCUACAUUUUCCUUACCCAUUUCUCUCUUGAUGGACAGGUGCCAUAACUUAGCUAUUGUGAAUCGCGCUGCAAUAAUCAAUAAAAAUAAAGUGUGGAGCCAUCUCUGUGAUUAUGCUAAUUUGGAAUCUUUGGGUCACAUGGUAGAUCUACGUCUAGAUUCUUGAGAAACCUCCGUACCAAUUUUGAGAGGUUGGACUACGCUUACAUUCCCACAGCACACAAGGGCCAGUACGUGCUGUUUCUUUUCUUGCUGACUGACAUCUGACUGGGGUAAGAUGGAAUCUCCGAGUAGUUUGGACUUGCACUUUGGUGAAGGCGGCCAUUUUCUCUUCCAUGUUUAUUGGCUAUCUGUAUUUCUUUGGUCUGUUCAUUUCUUUCUUUUUUUUUUAAGAUUUAUUUAUUAUUAUAUCUAAGUACCCUAUAGUUGUCUUCAGACACACCAGAAGAGGGCGUCAGAUCUCAUUACGGAUGGUUGUGAGCCACCAUGUGGAUGCUGGGAUUUGAACUCAGGACCUUUAGAAGAGCAGUCGGUGCUCUUAACCACUGAGCCAUCUUUCCAGCUCGGUCUGUUCAUUUCUUAAGCCAUGUAUUGACUGGGUUGUUUGUGACGUCACACACUGCUGGGUGGCAGGUGCUUUGGCUUUUCUUUUCUGUGUUCUUUUACCACCAGCAUCGCAUAUCUAUUGCUUAAGUCAUUUCAGAUCAAUUUAAUUAAAAAAAAAGCAUCACACAGAUUAUGUAUGGUUUAUUGUAAGAAGAAAGAGAAUAUGGUGGAAUAUGUUAUAGAAACAGAACAGACUGGUAGAGCAGACUGGACCUAGCCUUUGCUAUUAAGCAGCCUCUGUAAAAGCUGAGCUUUCUUAUGUGACCUUGAGUAGCUUAAUUAGCCUGGGAUGUUAUAAAAAGGAGAUAAUACGCUCUCAGCUAUCAGGCUGCUCUGUGAAUUAAAUGAGAUAAUAUGUGGAAAGUUCUUGGCUCCUCGUAAGCACUCAGUACUGGAAGAUACUGUUUCUUUCAUGUUGUGAACUUCCACUCACCAUAUUAAUCUACUGAUAAGGUGACCGCCUCUACACAAGCAACAGUCAAUCUAAGAGUGAAACCCAGACGGUUUCUAAGAAUGUUUCUAAUCACAGAAGCGGGAAGUCCUUUCUCUUAUUCAAAGCAAGUGUCUGAUCAUGAGUAUUAACUUGUAGGGAAGUAGAGGCCAGGUAGAUUGGGGGAAGGGUAAGAGAGCACUGUAUUUACCAGUAUGGGUAGAUCCCCAAAGGAACAAAUUAUUUUCAUUCCUUGUGAGCAGUUAAUUACAAAAGACCUUUUUAUUUAUGGCCUAACCCAUGUGGCAAAUCGAGCCCUUACAAGAAAAUCUGUCUCUCUGGGGAAAAAAAAAAAGGAGAAGAAGUAGUUAAGCCUUGCCAAAAUGGAACAAACAAAACUUGAAAGCCUGUUCCAACCCCACUGAAAUGUCUUUUCCCUUUGAAAGAAGCCUAUUAGUGAUGCAAACACUCGGUUAUCUGCAGAGAUGAUAAUCCCAGCAAACAAAACAGUGAAACCAUUAGAACUUUCUGGUGCAAGCCGAAUGGCUUUCAGUCCUGGAAACUUGGCUUUUUUUUUUUUUUUUUUUUUUUAAAGCACAAAAGGGCAGAGAAAGCAAGCAGAGCAGGUCCUGCUUUGAGAGACUUCCAUUUCCUUAUCUGAAUCCAGAAUUAUCUGCCUGUUUAGCCUAAAGAAGACAAACAGUUCUCCGCCCACAGCACAGGCAGAAGGCAGGCCUGCUCCUCAGCCCCUGCAAGUGCCUUCCACCGGGAGGAAGCGGGGAAAACCAUGCCUCGUCCCGAGGAGCUCAGGAUAGCACAGCCUUAAGGUUUAUCCUCAAUUAAUCCUGUGACGUGCACUCCUGGGGCAGAAUUGCAACCCUGUCACAAUCUGAUGCUUUGGGAUAACUAAAGUGCUUGGAUGACUCCACGUAUGGUUUGGAGCACACAAUUUGGGAAUUUAGUCAAUAGGUAAGUUUACUGUAAGUAACAUGAUAGAAAGGUUUUAAGGUUUGAUGAGACCAAGUUUCUGAGAAGGAAUUGGACAUUAAGGCACAUUAGUCUUUAGGUCCCUAAAGAGAUUAGAAAAGCAUUUUUAAAGCAAAAUAUCCAACAGAGCGCCAGAGUGGACCUCGCUACAGCUUUUGGAAAUGGGUAGUAGUUAAGUUUACUAAGAACUCAACAUUGACCCUUCCACUGCCUAAGUCCUUUCUUAGCUAACUUUUAGCAGUCUGGACGUAAUGCUGGUUAUCUGGAUCUUAUGCUGGGUGGAGCUCUGGGCAGGUAAUGUCGCGGCUACGUAGCUUCCGGAUGGUCACGUGUUUACAUUUCAGGUGUGGGAAUAGAUCCCUGUCCAGGCCACACCCUCUGCAACCACCCUCGUCUCAGGGUUGUCAGACAGCUUGCGUAGUCCCCGCCCCGGGCUUUGAAAAAUCCAGCCUUCUCCCUGGACAGAGGUCAAUCACGGCUUUGGUUCUGCACUGCUUCCCGCCCACUCCCUCCACGGAUUUCUCCCCGCCCCUUGUUCUCUCUGCACCCCUGUCAAGCCAACCCCAAGAGCCCAAGUGUCACUGUCCCCCGAGGGUCUUUCUCACCUUUCUGAUGGGGACCUCCUCCCCUAAACCUAGAAGAAAGGGUCGGGGCUCUCGGAUGUACUUGCUCUUAGAAAGUUGGGGAAUACCGUCUUGUGCGUGGCAACUACUACCUGCUGGGGCUGGGGCUGGGACCACAAGCAGCGAGUCCAACUUUGUUACCCGGAGUCUGGCGCGUCCGGCGUGUCCCGACCGGGCGCGCGAGCCGGGGGCGCGCAGGGCCCGCCGGGAGCGCGCGGCCUCCGGGAUGGCGGCUGCGCAGUGGCGAGCGGGGCCGGGAACCGGAGGGAGGGCGUGCGGGCGGGCGGAGCGGAGCGGCGGGCGGAAGCCAUGUUGGAACUGCACCCCGAGCGAGGGGCUGCGGGCGCGCUCCUCUCCUGGUGGGUGUGACCCGGCUCGGCGCGGCGGCGGGGGGCGGGGACGCCGGGCGGCUCGUCGUGGUCGGCGGCGGCCGCGGCGUGCAGCCGGGCGAUUGUGACCGGCGGCGGAGCCGGGCCGGCCGCGGGCGCUCCCUCCGUGCGGCCCCCGUGAGCGCCCCCCCUCCCCGGGCCGGGAGGGAGGUGGGGGGCACCCGGGGCCCGCCAUGAACCCGGGCUUCGAUCUGUCCCGCCGGAACCCGCAGGAGGACUUCGAGCUGAUCCAGCGCAUCGGCAGCGGCACCUACGGCGACGUCUACAAGGCACGGAAUGUCAACACUGGAGAAUUAGCAGCAAUUAAAGUGAUAAAAUUGGAACCAGGAGAAGACUUUGCGGUUGUACAGCAAGAAAUCAUUAUGAUGAAAGACUGCAAACACCCAAACAUUGUUGCUUAUUUUGGAAGCUAUCUCAGGCGAGAUAAACUUUGGAUUUGCAUGGAAUUCUGUGGAGGUGGCUCUUUACAGGACAUAUAUCAUGUAACUGGACCCCUUUCAGAACUGCAGAUUGCAUAUGUUAGCAGAGAAACUCUACAGGGAUUGUAUUACCUUCACAGUAAAGGAAAAAUGCACCGAGAUAUAAAGGGCGCUAACAUUCUCCUAACGGAUAAUGGUCACGUGAAACUAGCUGAUUUUGGAGUUUCUGCACAGAUAACAGCUACAAUUGCCAAACGGAAGUCCUUCAUUGGAACGCCAUAUUGGAUGGCCCCAGAAGUCGCGGCUGUUGAGAGGAAAGGCGGGUACAAUCAACUGUGUGACCUCUGGGCGGUGGGCAUCACUGCCAUCGAGCUGGCGGAGCUCCAGCCACCCAUGUUUGACCUUCACCCGAUGAGGGCAUUGUUUCUAAUGACAAAAAGCAAUUUCCAGCCUCCUAAACUAAAAGAUAAGUUGAAGUGGUCAAAUAGUUUCCAUCAUUUUGUGAAGAUGGCUCUUACCAAAAAUCCAAAGAAAAGACCCAAUGCAGAAAAGCUGUUACAGCAUCCCUUUGUCACACAGCCUCUGACACGGUCUUUGGCAAUCGAGUUGCUGGACAAAGUGAAUAAUCCAGACCAUUCCACAUACCACGAUUUUGAUGAUGAUGACCCAGAGCCUCUUGUUGCCGUACCACAUAGAAUUCCUUCAACGAGUAGAAAUGUGAGAGAAGAAAAAACACGCUCAGAGAUAAACUUUGGCCAGGUAAAAUUUGAUCCGCCCUUAAGGAAGGAGACAGAGCCACAUCACGAACUUCCCGACAGUGAUGGUUUUUUCGACAGUUCAGAAGAAAUAUACUACACUGCAAGAUCUAAUCUGGAUCUGCAACUAGAGUACGGACAAGGACACCAAAGCCAUUGCUUCUUAGGUGGCAACAAGAACUGUAUUCUAUAUAACGAGUCAUUGGCAAGGAGUCUUCUGAAGUCUGUUGAAGAGGAAUUACAUCAGCGAGGACAUGUGGCACACUUAGAAGAUGACGAAGGCGACGAUGACGACUCUAAGCAUUCAACCAUGAAAGCAAAAGUCCCGCCUCCUCUGCCACCAAAGCCUAAAUCCAUCUUCAUACCACAGGAUACACAUUCUGCUGAGGACGGUAAUCAAGGAACAAUCAAGAGAUGUCCCUCAUCAGGGAGCCCGGCAAAGCCAUCCCACGUUCCACCUAGACCACCUCCGCCCAGGUUACCGCCACAGAAGCCUGCUGUUUUAGGAAAUGGAGUGAACUCCUUCCAGCUAAAUGGUGAGCGAGACGGAUCAUUAUAUCAGCAGCAGAGUGAGCAAAGAGGCACAAACCUUUCAAGAAAGGAGAAGAAGGACGUCCCGAAACCAAUUAGUAAUGGUCUUCCCCCAACACCUAAAGUGCAUAUGGGAGCGUGUUUUUCAAAGGUUUUUAAUGGAUGUCCCUUGAAAAUCCACUGUGCCACAUCCUGGAUAAACCCAGACACGAGAGACCAGUACUUGAUAUUUGGCGCUGAAGAGGGCAUUUAUACCCUUAAUCUCAAUGAACUUCAUGAAACAUCAAUGGAACAGCUGUUCCCCCGCAGGUGUACGUGGCUGUAUGUGAUGAACAAUUGCCUGCUGUCAGUCUCGGGCAAAGCCUCUCAGCUUUACUCCCACAACUUACCGGGGCUUUUCGAUUAUGCAAGACAGAUGCAGAAGCUUCCAGUAGCCAUCCCAGCACACAAGCUCCCCGACCGAAUACUGCCCAGGAAAUUUGCUGUAUCAGCAAAGAUUCCUGAAACCAAAUGGUGCCAGAAGUGCUGCGUGGUGAGAAAUCCUUACACGGGCCAUAAGUACCUGUGCGGGGCGCUUCAGACCAGCAUUGUUCUAUUAGAAUGGGUUGAGCCAAUGCAGAAAUUUAUGUUAAUUAAGCACAUAGAGUUUCCUAUGCCGUGUCCACUCCGGAUGUUUGAGAUGCUGGUGGUCCCUGAGCAGGAGUACCCUCUGGUCUGUGUUGGCGUCAGCAGAGGGCGAGACUUCAACCAAGUGGUUCGGUUUGAGACGGUCAAUCCCAAUUCUACCUCGUCGUGGUUUACAGAGUCAGAGCCAAGUGUGGUGGUACGUACCUGUAAUCCCAGCACUUCGGAAGUGGAGGCAGGAAGAUCAGGAGUUCGAGACCAAUCUGAGCUACAUAAUGCCCCGCAGACAAGCGUCACUCAUGUGACCCAGCUGGAGAGAGACACCAUCCUUGUGUGCUUGGAUUGUUGUAUAAAAAUAGUCAAUCUCCAAGGAAGGUUGAAAUCCAGCAGGAAAUUGUCAUCAGAACUCACCUUCGAUUUCCAGAUAGAGUCCAUAGUUUGUCUACAAGACAGUGUGCUAGCGUUCUGGAAACACGGGAUGCAAGGUAGAAGCUUUAGAUCUAAUGAGGUAACACAAGAAAUUUCAGAUAACACAAGAAUCUUCAGACUCCUUGGAUCUGACAGGGUUGUGGUUUUGGAAAGUCGGCCAACUGAUAACCCAACAGCAAAUAGCAAUUUAUACAUCUUGGCGGGUCACGAAAACAGCUACUGAGACACGGUGUUCUUGACAGUGACCUGUGGAGACAGUGACCACAGCUGCUGCAACGUUAGUGGAGGAGUGAAGCUAUGCAGACCCUGCAGGAACCUAGAUUCUGUUUCUUAUAAUUUAUUGUGGCAUGAGACAGAUGGGAGAACAUUUUGUUUUAAGUGGUAUGGAUAUAUUUAGCAUAUUGAACCACACAAGUGCUUAAUUCAUUGUUAUGUAAUCUUUGUACAUAUAAGCAGUAUUUUUCUGUGAAACUUCAUAUUGCUGAAGGCAUACACUAAGAAUUUAUGUAGAUAAUGUACUUUUAUGAGAUGUAAAAGUGUCUUAUCUGUACAGAUGUAAAUGUUGAUGAAAAUGCAACUGGGGUUAAUAUUUUAAGAAUUCUUUAGUAUAUUCUUGGGUGUGGUCAUAUUACAAAAUGGGAUGCUGGCAAUGAACCAAGACAUUAACACUAUUGUAUUUUUAUUAUAUAUAAUUUAGUAAUAUGGACAUAAAUCCUGUAACUUUUAAAAUGGUAACGAGCUGUAAUCAUUUUAUAAUCUUGUUUUUAAUUUUAAUGCACGUGCACUGGUGUUUCUCCUGCACAGAGUAUUGACAUGUGAUGUGUUGUCACAGAGAGCCUGUGACACCCACCGUGAAUACAACAUCUUUUUUACAUGUAUUUGGAUUGUUUUCUAUGUGAAACAAACCAGUUAACCACCUGUUGUAGUAACUGAUCUUUUUAUAUUUAAGGAGAAUUGUGUAAGAUAAGCUUGUCUGUGCUUAGGAUACACCUUCGCAAAAACUUAAAUCAUGGAAUGGCGGUACCACGGUAGAACACUGCAGCUGUCGCCAGGGUUACAGUGCGCAUAAGAGCAACUCGCAUUGCUGAGGAGUCCGCACUAGACAUUUCACAGUCACACUGAAGAGCUGUCACAUUCCAGAGUGAGCUGAUCAGGUUUCUCGUGGGCUUUUACUUCUGUUGGCAUUAGUUUAUCACUUCCAUAUUUCUUUAGAUUUUGAGUAUUAAUACAUGGCCAAAAUAAUUUAGUUACUACCUCAUACAAACAUUAUAAUGGUUACUACAGAUCACAAGAAGUUAGUUUGGUUAAAAUCAUUGUUGAUUGGUUUUUUCCAAUGGAGUGUAUCUGUCUUAUCAAGAUAGAUACCAAGUUGUAGCAAAGUGCACACCUCUGACUCUCUUUGGUAUAUGUUCAUAUGUUCUUUAUAUUUUGAUGUGAGUAUAUAUACACUAAGAACAAGCUAAAUUGUGAUUUAUGCUUCAUUUAUUUUAACUGAUAAUGGUUUUAAAUACGUUCCUGAUUGUACAUACUGUAAAAUAAACAUGUUUUUUAACAUGC